Molecule: messenger RNA, 1416 nt
Organism: Hypoxylon trugodes
Lineage: Eukaryota; Fungi; Ascomycota; Sordariomycetes; Xylariales; Hypoxylaceae
Exons: 3
Coding region: 1-1416 (471 amino acids)
Source: RefSeq, a predicted model, not a curated record
AUGGCGUCCCGUUCUAGCAAAAACCCCGAACCGCGAGAUAACAGAAAAAAUGACCCCCAAAAUCAGCGUGACAAAAAUACAUACAACCAGAGACCACCCCGCGAUUUCAAUGAACCUCUGAAUCAUAUUAAUCGUGAAGCUAAUAAAGAUAGAGGCGGCGCUCCUUAUUUGAUUGCGGGAUUCAACAAGCGUUCCGUCCCUUAUCUCAACUGUUACAUUGGCGGCUCGAAUUCCAGAUCCCCUCGCUGCUUCAGCAUUAGUAACGAGGAAAGCUGGGACUCUGAUGCCCCUCCCGACGAUUCUAGUAGCGAGGAAAACCGGGAUUCUAGCCACAGUGGUGAGGAAACUCAGAACCCCGAAGCUAUCCCCGAACCCGACUCCAGCAAUAAGGAAGGCGGCUCUGGCAGAAAGGCAGACCCACCUCCCCUUGACCUUGCUUCUAACGAGGAAAACUUGAGCCCCGACCCCGAUAACAAGGAAGGCCGGAAUAGCGAACCCUUCCCUGACUUUGAUUCUGGUUCCAAUCCUAGUGGGGACAUGCCCGAUUCCAAACCGACAGAAACCAGCGUUGAGGGCCAACCUCCUUCACAACCAACCAUGAAAGGCAAACAAAACCACAAUGGUUGGGGUGAAAUAGACACUGGCGUUGUCUGCCUAAUGGAGCACAAGGGAAUUGCGUUUGAGACAAUCGCCGAAAUCAUCGACCGCAAAGUCGAAGAAGUAAAAGAGCGUUUCGAACAAUUCAAGUCAGCCGCCGAAAAAAAAGGUGGCAGCCCCGAGAAAGGUGCCGAGAAACUCGCCGAAUAUGCGCAGGCUUUUCUAGAGGAUUUACAGGCCUGGUCGCGGGAGAAUUUCCCCAAGGCCGAUUUCAAGGAAGGAGAGGAGUUGGACGCUGAUUACAAGCCGAAAGAGGCUGAAGUUGCGAAAAAUAGCAAGGCCGGUGCUAGUGCUACCAAGGAUAAAGAGAAAGAGAAAGAGAAAAAACCCGAGCAAACUGGUAAAAAAGACAAGGGAAAAGGAAAAGCCAAAGCUACCAACGCUGACAAACCUGACAAUGCUGAAAACGCUGAAAACGCCGAUAACACAAACAAUAACACUGCCAACCCUUCCUCUGGCGACCCUCCCCCAAACAACCCCGAAGGCACGGCAAACCCCUACAACAUGUCAGCCUACCACUACGACCUCCUCAGAAGCUGGGAGGAAGCAUACACCGACACCAAGAGCCCCAAGCCUAGCGCCGCUCUCACGGACAUCUUCACCGACUUCGACCUACACAUUUUCGCCGUCCUCGAGGCGCGUAUCCGCACUAACAAGUGGCUGCACCUCUCCGCCGACUUCGCGAACCUGACUGGCCGUGCGGUUGAUUCGGAGAUAAUUCGUCAGCUUUUUGAGGGGGGUGAGGGUGGUAGUAAGUAA